This is a messenger RNA of Trematomus bernacchii (emerald rockcod), 3403 nucleotides long. RefSeq names its product potassium channel tetramerisation domain containing 12b (gene kctd12b). NCBI's taxonomy places the organism in Eukaryota, Metazoa, Chordata, Actinopteri, Perciformes, Nototheniidae. Gene Ontology annotation, biological process: protein homooligomerization; regulation of G protein-coupled receptor signaling pathway. Bases 667 to 1518 code for a protein of 283 amino acids. The transcript has a single exon. Gene Ontology annotation, molecular function: protein binding. The record is from RefSeq and is a predicted model, not a curated record.
CCGUCUGACACGAGAGAGGAGCAGAGGGCCUGAACAGCUGAGAUCUUUUUAUGAGUGUUCCUCACCUCACACUACUUUGGCACCAUCCUCUUCAUCGCGUGGCUCUUCAUCUGCGGGACACCCACAGAAAUCACCAACUAUGGAAUCUUGCCUAAUUGAAGUUGGGCCACCUGAUCCUGUGUGCGCCAGGACAACCGAGCGAAAUUAGAGCAAAAGAGAUCGUUAUGGACAAUUGUGCAACUCGUGCAUUUCCUGCUCGUAAAACGGGUGUCAGAAGCGGAAUUUCAAUCUCUGUUUACCACAUCUAUUUGCGCGUAAAGGACAACACGGCUCCAUUCAGCGCUACCUGAAAUACGCUGCACUAUGUUUUAGGAAUAGUGGUAGAAAGCUGUAGUUAGAAUAGAGCGUGUGCUUGUGAGACUGCUUUGUUUCUGCAAGCUCUUAUGUGAGAGUAGCCACCAGCUUUUAUUGCGCACAUUCCCAUUGUGCUCUGCAGAUUAGCCGCUCCGUUGGUGGAUCCACCGCAGCAGGACCUGAAGCUUUGACAGGCGUCAGCAGACACUGUGAAGGGUCCCACUGAAAACCCUUUUUCAUCUCCUGUCAUUUGAACUUUCACCACAACUGAAACUGUUUUUUAAAGCUGCACCCGUGAGACAGGAGUAAGCCAUGGCUCUACCAGAUGGAGGUAUAUCUGGUGAGGAGGUCCCCUUCCCAGAGAUUAUAGAGCUAAAUGUUGGCGGCCAGGUGUACAUAACCCGCUAUUCUACCCUCACAAGUGUGCCAGACUCUCUGCUAUGGGAGAUGUUCAGUCGAAAGUCGGUCAAAGGACUGGCCAGAGACACCAAGGGCCGCUUCUUUGUGGACCGUGAUGGUUUCCUGUUCCGGUACAUCCUGGACUUCAUGCGGGACCAGCAGCUGGUUCUUCCGGAUCACUUCCCGGAGCGGGGGCGUCUGCAGAGGGAGGCCGAGUUCUUCAACCUGCCAGAGCUCGUCAAGCUGCUGGCGCCCAAAAUCAGCAAGCAGAACUCCCUUGGUGAAGAGGGGUGUCAGAGCGACCCAGAGGACUCCUCACCUGGGAUUGAAAUGACCCGUAACCUGGGCUCCCUGGGGGGGGCUGGUGCUGCCUGUGCCAGCCUGGUGCCCAGCGCCCUGGAUGGAAAACGGUCCGGGUUCAUCACUAUUGGCUACCGAGGCUCAUACACACUGGGCCGCGACAGCCACACCGAUGCCAAAUUCCGACGGGUGGCAAGGAUCAUGGUAUGUGGAAAGACCUCUCUGGCCAAAGAGGUGUUUGGGGAGACCCUGAACGAGAGCCGUGACCCUGACCGCCCCCCAGAGCGAUACACAUCCCGCUACUAUCUCAAGUUCACCUUCCUGGAGCAGGCCUUCGACAAGCUGGCCGACGUAGGCUUCCACAUGGUGGCCUGUAACUCCACAGGAACCUGCGCCUUCGCCCAUGAGCAGACGGACGACAAGAUCUGGACCAGCUACACUGAAUAUGUGUUCUUCCGUGAGUGAGACUACCGGCAUUGUUCCCCUGGUCCCCCCCAUCCUGUCUCCAAGUGCCCCCCCCCUCCUCCUCCAGCCUCCAGGCAUCCUGUCCUCCUCUCUCUGAUGGAUCCUGCACCACUAGAUGUACCGUAGAUGUUGUGCCCCUCCAUCUCUCUCUGCAGCCUCCUCCUAUGAACACUUCCCAGCUGCUACUCUGACUCUUCAUACCGUCUCUGCAGGUUGAAUCUGCAGUGCCCCCCCCCUCCCCCCCCCUCAACUUCCCAAAAAGUCAUUCCCCUCAUCCUCAGGUCCAGCUUUUGCCCUUGCUUAAACCGCGUAGUCCCCGGUCCUCAACCUCAGCAACCCCCAAGCCUUUCCUGCAGAGACUGAUACCUUCUAUGUACUUUUACCCUUUUGUACUCUAUAUGUUGCAUCUGCCUUGGUGAAGCACAAUACGGUAUCCAAGAGCUAAUUUUGUUAAAUAAGCGCCCCUGGUGUGUCUAUAUGACUAUUAAAGCAGUCAUAAGGGCAAAUGGUAGGCAAAGGGCUUCAAAGAGUGGCCCUGAUGUACACUGCUACUUUUCCUGCUUACUCGAGCAGAUCGGACUCGCUCCUGCUCCUCUGAACUAAAUUACCAAAUAAUUGGACAUCUUAUCAGCCUUGUGGGACAAGAGCAGCCCAAGCACAAGAAAUGAGUGUAACAAAAAUCUAAUUUCCCUAAGUUUUUAUUAAAUGUGUCCACCAUGUGGUUGGGAACGUGCCAUAUAGUAGUUGAACUGUUCUGUUGUUGUUAUGAAUGAAUGAGCUUAUGAUAAUAUCGCCACAAGGACAGAUAGGAGACAAGAAAGCUUUGAACUUUUUAUUUUGAAAGGAAGAAGUGGGUGUGUGGAGUUUCCUUCUCAAAAAUAUGAUUGUUCUGGCAAGUGAUCAAGCACAAGGCUUUGAUAAACAACGAUGAAAGCCGUAUCUCAUAGAUGGGAAGAAAAAAGAUUGCCAGAUGAGGUGCGUGUAUUGAUUGUGAAAUGGAGCUUUCAGUAUUUUAAUCAUCCACACUGGGAGGGCCGAUGAGAUGAAAGUGUUACAUCACUCACAGCCCACAGCUCAUGUUGUCGCUCAUUGUUCUUCUUUGACCUCUCUUUGCUCAAUAACAUAAUUUAAGAGCAUUUAUGAAGUGAAGCAAUUCUUUGGACAGGCUUAUACCAGGACUACAUGUUGUUUAAAAAAUAGAUACAUGUGGUAGUCACCUUAGCGGAUCAAGUUUUGAGUGUUCUGUCAACAAUCAUGUUAUUCUUAAUACUCAGUUUGGUAUUAGUUUAAGAGGUUGCAUAUUUGAUGAGAGUUUUACUGAAAUUGAAUACACUCAACAAAGGGCAGGAUUACUGUAGCCAGCCAAGCCCCAAUGUUUCACUUCUGUAGCAAGGGCAUUGUGAGGGCAGAUUAGAGCCAGCUGGGAUAACUUUAGUUAUGACAAGUGAAGAAAUACGAUUGUUUCCAGAUACAGCCUCAGGACAGGUCUGCACAUCAUAUACCUCAGACUAAACACACAAACUGAAGGCACUUAAGAUGCGGCUGAUGACAAAGUUAGGAAAAUAUAACAAAUGUAGUUGCUGUAACCAGAUCAUGAAAUAUAGGUUGAAUUUUGAGUUGACAAGCAGCCAUUGAUCAGUGAUAUGCAGGAUUUUUCCUGAGCUAUGUUGUAGUAUUGGCAGUACGUCUGACAGUGACUAUAAAUGUAUUCUAAAAUGUCUAGAAACCGCCAUGUUGUGUUUCAGUGUGAUGAAGUGCUGUUGACAACUGAGUCAAUAUGUUAGACUUGCUGCAGUGUGUCGCUGCUGGAAUAGACAACACUGAAAUUAAAAGUGUUCAGCCAAAAGGAACAUUUAUCUGUCAAAUAAAAGUUGUUUUCUUUCUA